GGUCAUUAACAGUGGCUGCAUGUCUUACUAAUGUAAUAGGUAUAAGAGAUCACAGUCUUGAUUUUCCUGGACUUUGGAUAGAAAGGUUUUCUUAGGACCACAGCCUCAUUUUCUCUAACCCAGUUUUUCCACAGACACCAAGUUCUUCAAUCACAAAUGGAGAUUUUUCUGGGUUGACCAUGGUAGUUUGAGAUUACUUGCAUUUAUUGUUUGUUGGCUUGUCUUUUAGAAGGCUUUAUUUUCAAGUAAUCUCUACACCUAACGUGGGACUCGAACUCAAAACCCUGAGAUCAAGAAUCGCAUGCACUGCCACUUAGCCAGCCAGGAGUCCUGAAACUGCGUGCUUUUGAAAAGCUGACGCUCUUACGUGGAUUUUGUUAGUCCUCACUUUAGACCCGUGGAGGUGAUAUUAGCCCUUCCUUUUUUCUUUUUCUUUUUUAUUUUAUUUUAUUUAUUUAUGAUAGUCACACAGAAUGAGAGAGAGAGAGGCAGAGAGAGACACAGGGCAGAGGGAGAAGCAGGCUCCAUGCACCGGGAGCCCGACGUGGGAUUCGAUCCCGGGUCUCCGGGAUCGCGCCCUGGGCCAAGGGCAGGCGCCAAACCGCUGCGCCACCCAGGGAUCCCUAGCCCUUCCUUUACCAGCCCUCGCCCGCCAGAGCUCAGAGGGGUUACGGAAUUGGCCCGAGUCUUCACAGCUAACCAUGUAAAUGAUAAGACCAGGGCUGCAACUGAUCACUGCUUUGUCAGACACUGCUGGAGGUGUGGGCCUUUAAGAAGUUUAGAGUCCCAAGGAAUGAGACAGACAGUUAACAGACAAUUAAACACAAAGGCUGUGAACUGGCAGCCUGCAAGCUAGAUUUGGCUAACAGAUGUGUUUUGUUUCGUCUCCCCCAGCAUACAACAUUUCCCCGGCUCGUUAAGGUUCUGUGUACGUACAGUUCACCAAUGUUAAGUGUAUAGUUUGUUCAAUUUUUUUUAAACACUUGUGUAACCACUACCACCAUCAAGAUAUAGAACAUUUUCCUUAAGUUAAAAAAGUUCACUUGUGUCCUUGUGUACUCAGUCCCUUACCCUGCCCCAGAAAUAUUUAAAAAUUAAGAUAUUUUGCAUAAAAAAAGCUGGAUUAAAAAAUUGCACACCCUGGCAACAGUGGUCUCUGCAUUCCCGAAGGGCGACAGCCAGUCAUUAGCUUGCUGCUUUUCUUGUUUGUUUGCAGCUCUCCAUAGUUGCUCAUGUUGAGUGCGGCAACAAGUGUGUACCAAGUGCCUUAGGGGAAAUAGAGGACUGUGGGAUUAACCCUGCAGAAAGCUGCUCAGAGCAGCUGGCCUAGAAAGAUGAAUGAGUUCAUCGGGAGAGCAGAUCCUGACAGCUUCUUUCGUGUCAUACCCCAUGCUCAGGACCCUUAGCCUGCAGCUCCACUCAGCCGUCACCGGCAGCUAUGUCUCCGGCACUUAUUCCGUCGUCUUUGUGAACUGUCCCAACGAGCAAAUUGCCAGAGAGAUUGCCAGGGUGAAAAUCCUGAAUGUGGAGUCAGGAGACCUGGAUUCUAGUGUCCUCUCUGGUGGCAACUCCACCCGUGACCUUCUCUGGGCUUCGAUCUCCUGUAUGUCGAGGAAAGUGGAUCACAGCGGGGCUAUCUUGGAUAAGAAGCUGGCUGCCUCUGUGAACAUCCUGCCCAAGGCAUCCUCGCUGUACUUCUGGAAUGGAGAAAUCGAAGAAGCCACUGAGAUCCUGUUGCUAAUAAAGACAAAGACUUCCAAGGUCCACGUGCUGUCCGGCUAUAUCAGGUUGGUGCAUCCUUUUGAAAUCCCAGAGGUCUUCAGUCUUCCCGUGGACCAAGGAGAUGUCCGCUAUUUCAAGUGGCUGGAGGAGGGCAUGGAGGAGGACUGAGGGGGGGGCUUUCGUGUCUCCUGACGGCUGCCACCCGCCUGCAGCGCUGCACUCUGGGGACGGGGAGCCUCUCUCUGUUUCCAGGCACCUCUGGAUUCUGUGUCUUUGUCAGCGUGGAAGCGCUAAGGAACUUGAGAGGCCGAAGGUCUGAGCCCUGAGGCUGGAAGAGGAGGCGGGUUGGUCGCUGAGCAAGAACCCGGUGGAACUUGGCUCUUCUUCAUGCCUCAGGGUGGCCAGGGGGUGGGAAGGCGAGGACGGUUAUGUGGGGAGGCCACGGGGAGGUGGCAGUGAGGGUGACUUUGUCCUCGGCUCCUUCAGUCACUGCGCCUACAGGGCCCAGGAUCUACUCUCCUGCUUCUCGGGAGGAGGAAUGGACUGGUGAGCUACACCCGAGGCGUAGGACGAGGGUCGCCUUCUAGGGGGCUGGCAGGCACUCCGUCCAAGAGGAUGAAUUGCUAAUGGUAGAGUCUCAGGGACGAGCAGGGUUAUUCCUUGAAACUGAGGAUGGAACUUGUUUUUCCUGAGUCUGAGGAGGUGGGAGGGGGCUUCGUGAAUGUGGGUAGGUCCGGGGGCAUAGUAGGUAGUAGACACAGCCUCGUGGCUGGGAAGUAGGUCCAGACGCUCCCCUAGCCUGGCCGCGACAGGUAUUGGGAGGCUCAGGGGCCCCGCUCAUUGGAGACCUAGGCCCUGAGCCCGUGCUCUAACCUUGUCGCCUGAGCAUUGACGCUGAGCAUCCUUAAGUGGAAAGGCCCCUAGGGAACUGCCAGGCCAGUAUUUCCAGACUUGUUCUCCUGGGCCUUAGAGGUUGACAGAAGGCACCCUGGGUGCUUCCUGGGUGGGGCUCAGGGUGUGAGGCCCCCACCCGUACCUCAGCCAGUAUAACUGCCUUUUAUUAUUAUUUAUUAAGCUUCCUUGUAAGAUUUGGGUUUUGAGGGGUUUUGUUUUCCGUAAGUUUUCUCUGUCAUAACAAAAGCUAGUAAACCAGUAGUCGAAGCUGCUCUCCAUUUUAUAGAUGACCGAAGGAGACAACGGCAGUGAGGCCCAGCCAGGGGUGGCGUGUCAGGGAUGGUAAAGCCAAGCCUGCUCGCCCCGUGCGUGCUGCUCCUGCACCUGCUCCCCGGGUCUCAGGCGGAGGAGGGCAGCGAAGCAGAGCCCUUCGGGGUGAGAGGCCUGGAGCUGGGCCCCCUCCAUGAACCGUCCCAAGGUAACCCCGCUCUGGGGAGACCCGUGGGCGGCUUGGGUGGGGGCCCACAGACCUCUGGAUUCCUGGGUCUCCCUAGAAGGAAGGGUAUAGUACGUGGGGGGGCUUCCAGGCUCUGGUUCCGACACGGACUGUCCUUAACCCUUGGUUCCUCCAGAGAUACGAGGGAGGCUCUCCCAGGCCCUGGUGUGAGCCCUGCUGGGGACUUAAGGCCGAGGCGCUUCAGAGGUCCAGGAGAGCCUUUUGUAGUAGCCAGGGGGACUCCGGGGGGCUGCCUCAGCAGAGGGACAGAGAAUGGAAAUGGCAGUGUCCCUUUUUUUUUUUUUUUUUGCAAGUUUCUGAUACACCGGGAAAUUGUGUAUGAAGCCAUCCCGCUGAAUCCCAAAGCCAUGCUUUGGGGACCCCAGAGGGACGGCCCCUGUUGCUCUCAGGUUAGAGCCCGGUUCCUUGGCCUGGCCUUCAAGGCCCUUCAGAGCCUUGCCUGACCUCACUUUUCCAUCUUCACCUUCCGCCUCUCCUUGCCCACCGUGCCAGGGAGAUGGCCCCAGGGUGCGAGGUGAAGUGUUGCUGUGUCGGGGCGCCCCGUCAGCCUAGAGCACCCUGCUGCGCGAGCCCUUGAAGUCUGGCCGCUCCUUCGGAGGCCGGCUCCCCCGGCAGGGAGGAAGCUCUCCGGCCUCAGGGUCCCCGCUAUCCCUGUGUCCUGGGCAGCCUCCUGUUUUAGACCUUGAGCUGCCUGAGGUCAAGGCCGUGUCUGAACCUGUUUGAUCUCUUGCAUAGGGUUGGCGACUAUUUCCAAAGUUGAGGUUUCAAGGAUUUGAAUAAAGCUUUCUCUGUAGCCCACGGUUACUAAUUUAUGGAAUUGACGAAAUCCAGCCUUUUUCCUUUGAACUUUCUUUAAGUGGGAUUAGUUCCAAAGGAGGUCUUCUCCCUAUCUCUGGCCUUCAUCGGGGCACCUGUGCUGCCUGCGCAUGGAAGGCUGUUUCCUGGGGGACUCCGGCUGCCUUGGGCACAGCUGGCUGCAGGACAUGGACAGGAGAAGACAGACACCGGCUCCCUGCCUCUGCUCUCCUCGGGUCUCCACGAUAUUUUAUCCUCUCUCUUUUUUUUUUAAUUCUAUUUAUUUAUCCAUGAGGGACACAGAGAGAGAGAGAGAGAGAGGCAGAGACACAGGCAGAGGGAGAAGCAGGCUCCUUGCAGGGGGCCCGAUGCGGGACUCGAUCCCAGGACCCGGGGGUCGCUCAACCGCUGAGCCCCCCGGGCUGCCGUAUUUUAUCCUUCUAACUCCAUGUUCUCCUCGGCUGGCAGCUAGCUCCUGAGAUCAGAGCGCGUGACACUUAGGUGGCAGGAGGCUGUGAACUCCCGUGUCCGAUUCUAGAGCUGAUGCUCUUACUGCCUCCUUCAGAGAAGUGGGACAUGUCCCUUCACAGGCCAGAUGCCCAGGGAGCCUGCUGUAGGCAACUCUAGGAGAAGGGUUGUAGUUACUCUGCAGUUCUGGGGGCUGGUGACAGGAUCCUCCUCCUGCACACGAGGGAACAGAUCUAGAGGAGUUGCCUAGAUUUUGCACGUGUGCAUGACUCCCAGCCUACCUCCCCUAGACCCUGUCCCCACGAGUGGUGCUGUGGGGCUGGGCUAGGGCCUGGACUAGCGGCUCCACGCAGGCGUGGCUUCCCAGCGUUUCUCAGGAAAGGUCUGUCUUUUGAAUCCACAAUCCCCAGAUAAAUCACUUGAGGAAAUGAGAAAAAUAAUAAAUUCUCUGUGAAUACUAAAGCUUAGGAGGGUACAGAUGUUAACUGGUUUGAGGGAAUCCAUCUUUAUGAGAUAAAACAAGAGCGAGAAACCCCACCACGCGGAGUUGAGGGUGAAGGAACCGGCCGGAGCGUGCAGGAGGGAAAGGAUUGCCGUAGACUCAGCCUUGCUUGCGGCCGCUGCCGUGCCCCAGGUGCCCCAGGUGUGCGUCUAGCAUUGUCUGCUACAAACUGAGCUAUUUUUGCAGAUCAGUUUAUAUACACAGUUUACUUUAUACAAGUCCUGUGAGCUUUGUUUGAAGAGAUAAGCUUUGGAAACAAAAUAAAUUUUAAUUUAGCAAUUUUGA
Messenger RNA from Nyctereutes procyonoides (raccoon dog), 5183 nucleotides. Its product is annotated as protein CutA homolog. Bases 1339 to 1890 code for a protein of 183 amino acids. Lineage: Eukaryota; Metazoa; Chordata; Mammalia; Carnivora; Canidae. Gene Ontology annotation, molecular function: copper ion binding. Gene Ontology annotation, biological process: response to metal ion. The record is from RefSeq and is a predicted model, not a curated record. The transcript has 7 exons.